AUGAAGGUAAAGGUGAUCUCCAUCCUGGAGGACAACUACAUGUACCUGGUGAUUGAAGAGCAGAGCAAACAGGCUAUAGCUGUGGACCCUGCGGUACCACACCGGUUGCUAGAAAUAGUGAAGAGAGAGGGCCUUUCCUUGGUGGCUAUUCUCACCACACACCACCACUGGGACCAUGCUCGUGGGAAUGAGGCUCUGGUGAAGGAGCUUCCUGGGCUGAAGGUGUAUGGGGGAGAUGAUCGGAUCGGGGCUCUGACUGAUAAGGUCACCAGCGCUCAAGAACUGAAGUUUAACUCCAUCAAUGUGAGGUGCCUAUUUACUCCCUGCCAUACCUCUGGUCACAUGUGCUACUUUGUUUGGGAGGACGAGUGCACUGACGCCCCUGCUGUGUUCACAGGGGAUACGCUGUUUAUUGGUGGAUGUGGACGGUUUCUCGAGGGUACGGCAGAACAGAUGUACCACAAUCUCACUCAGGUGCUGGGCUCCCUACCUCAAGACACAAAGGUGUUCUGUGGACAUGAGUACACCAUUAAAAACCUGAAGUUUGCCAUGCUGGUGGAGCCAGAGAAUGAGAAGGUUAAAGAGAUGCUGAGCUGGGCCAGGGCAAGAGAUGAUGACGACAAACCCACUGUGCCAUCCACCCUGAUGGAGGAGUUUGAAUACAACCCUUUUCUUCGCCUCUCGGAGGAAGGCGUGCAAAAGUUCACAAGGAAGACAGAUCCAGUGGAGGUGCUGAGGGUCCUACGGAGGGAGAAGGACAAAUUCAAGAAGCCCAAGGAGAGACUUCCUCCACAUGCCAUGUUGGCUUUGGAGUGGGGGCUACUCAGACCCUGAAACCCAGUUUCAAAGCUCUGAACACGGGACAUGUUCAGGUAACGAGGAUCACUGGUGUGAUUGAAUGACUGUAUGCGGCAAGACACAACACUGCUCGUUGCUUUUACCCUAAAUUUAACUCAUCAUACUUUUGGGGGCCUCGUUGACCUUUAUGGGCAUGUAUAUUGUUUUCGAAACGUCUGCACAAAAAGGCCAGUAUAAAGCUGCUUCCAUUAAAUAUAAACUACAUUCAUUUAAGGGCGGGUCUCCCAGUCUGUUAUGCACAAACUAACUGCACCGUACCACAUCUACUAACACUGAUUCCAAAUGAAAAAUCUUGUAAAUCCAC
This is a messenger RNA of Scomber japonicus (chub mackerel), 1162 nucleotides long. Its product is annotated as hydroxyacylglutathione hydrolase-like protein. The record is from RefSeq and is a predicted model, not a curated record. Gene Ontology annotation, molecular function: hydroxyacylglutathione hydrolase activity. The coding region runs from base 1 to 834 and encodes 277 amino acids. Lineage: Eukaryota; Metazoa; Chordata; Actinopteri; Scombriformes; Scombridae. The transcript has 8 exons.